Gambusia affinis (western mosquitofish) is the source of this 5523-nucleotide messenger RNA. Its product is annotated as dachshund homolog 1-like. The transcript has a single exon. The coding region runs from base 895 to 1455 and encodes 186 amino acids. The record is from RefSeq and is a predicted model, not a curated record. Lineage: Eukaryota; Metazoa; Chordata; Actinopteri; Cyprinodontiformes; Poeciliidae.
GUUGGAUAGCUGAACUUUAUUUCAGAUUAGACAGAUUUACAGUGAACAGUUUUGACAUUUAGUGCAACACCUCCCCACACCUCCACACCAAAAACAAAACAAAACAAACAAACAAAAAACAGCUUUAUGUUGAUUCUUUACUUUGUUUUGCUGCUUGUCAACAGAAAAAGCACAAUGGCUGUCAGAACAAUAAAAGCCCAGGCUAAUUAAACAAGGAAUGUUAUCAGUGAGUCCUGCUCGGUGAGAAAACAGGAUAACUAUGACAUCAUGAAUAGUUUAAAAAUAAAAACAAUAAUAAAAAAUGAAAAGGUCACAUCAUUCUCAAUCUUCAUUUUAAAUUUGAGAAAACUUCGCAGAAUGUUUAGUUAGGAGCGACUAUUUUGUUGCAGCCACAAAGAAAUGAGCUGGGGAAAACAUCUCUGUCUGAGCUAUUAAAGAAAAAAAAAAGUGUGUUCGCUGUGAGGAGUUAAUGAGUUAUUAAAGCGGAGCUGAAACAUUUCAGUAAAGCAGAGAGAACAGUUAGUUUUAUGUUCUUCAAAGGCUCCCACUGUCCCCUAGCUCCUCCCUCUCUGUACCGUGUGACAACAACAACUCAUCCACAGAGCGGUGCUGCACUUUUCAGCUCAUUUUCCUCCUGUCAUUCCUCCUCCUAUCUUUGAUCAUUGUCCCCUCUCAGAAAAAAAACGAGAGAAAAAAUUCACUCAGCACGCCUUUUUUCGCUCUAGCUCUUUUUUUUUUUUUUUUUUUUUUUCUACUUCCCAACUUAACUGAGGAGCUAAAACUCUGAAGGAUUCUUUCAUUUAAGGGUGUCUCGGCAGGCUGGCUUUUUUACUUUGAACUUCGGGCUGCUUUCCUUUUUUUUUUUUUUCUUCCCCUUCCUCUCGUUAGGUGACCAUGGCCGUACCGGCUGCUCUGAUCCCACCAACUCCGCUCGUCCCGCCGCCUCCGAUCUCCACUUCCUCCGCCACCACGUCCCCGCCGUCGACAACUUCGUCCCCGUCCCCGUCCCUGGUGCCGCCGACGGGACCCUGCCAGAACCUAUUCAGAUCGGAGCUCCUCGCCACCAGCAGCCCGGGCAUCCCGACCCCGAACGCGGCUCUGCCCCCUAGCAAGCCCGUCUACUCGACCCCGUCGCCCGUCGAGAACAUCCCGCAGAACAACGAGUGCAAGAUGGUCGAGCUGCGCGGCGCCAAGGUGGCAUCGUUCACCGUGGACGGCUGCGAGCUCAUCUGCCUCCCGCAGGCGUUCGACCUGUUCCUGAAGCACCUGGUCGGCGGGCUGCACACGGUCUACACCAAGCUGAAGCGGCUGGAGAUCACGCCGGUCGUGUGCAACGUGGAGCAGGUCCGCAUCCUCAGGGGGCUCGGCGCCAUCCAGCCCGGGGUGAACCGCUGCAAGCUCAUCUCCAGGAAGGACUUCGAGACGCUCUACAACGACUGCACCAACGCGAGGUGAGUGCGGAGCUCCGCUGUGCGCGCGCCCUCCUCGCCAGCAAGAGAGCCGUGCGUAAAGGCGCAGCGGCAUGCCUGGAUGCAUGCAUGCAUGCGAGAGGGGGGGAAAGACGGUCUUUUUCUUCCCCCCUCCAACUUCAAUGCAAAAAAAAAAAAAAAAAAAAAAGCUGGAUUUGGCGUUAUUCAUAUUGUUAUUUGAUGAUUCUUGUGUAUACGUGUGAAAGGUUUGAGUAUGAUCGUGGAUGAAUGUCAAAAUUGAAAUAUCGGGUGGUGGUUGUGGGGGCGUAGGGGGAGGGGGUGCGAUCGUAGGAUCUGCUCUGCGCCUCGGCAGUUAAAAAGUUGAGUGAAAGUUUUUAACACGUGCAACGCAAAAGCUGUGACAUGAUGGAUACAGCCUGUCUGCUGCUGAGCCAGUAAAUCGAUAACAGUGGAGCGUUGAAUAAACUGCAGAUCCAACUCUACCACUUUUUUUAUUUUUAUUUUUAGAAAAUGUUAAAACAUUUAGCAAUUUUUGGAAAUGUUAAGUUCUCCCUUUAGAUUUGCGCAACUCCUUUUAUUUUUUAUAUAUAUUUUAAUGACCGAAAUAUAACUAGGGUAGGUUUCCUUUAAAGUCCAUACAUUUGUGGGAUUAAGGUUUCAGUUAGGAUAAUUAAAAUUUGCUGAAUGUAAACAAAUAGAGACAAAACAAAAAAAAAACAAUUCUGUCAUAUUUCUUUCUUACAUUUUGGUAGCAACAAAAUAAUACUAACACUCCUAUUAAAGCAAGAGUUUAUUAAAAAGUUGUCAUUUAUUGGUGCAAAUAAUUCUACUUCAAUCAAACAUCAUUGAUUGAGAUAGAAUAAUAAUAAUGAUAAUAACAAAAAAUAGUUUGAACAAAUGAAUGCAUUGCCACAAAUCAAGCAAAAUAACCUUGAUCUGUUUUUGAAAGCUGACUGAUUUAAGCACAGAUCAAUACUGGAUUAAAAGCCAUUUUUUAUUGUCCUGUUGCUCCUCGUCUGUGAUGCAUCGCUCAAGUCUCCCAGGACGGUGGAGCCUGGUCAAAUUUACCCUCUCACCUGUCACUGUGAUUGAUUCUGUAUUGAUCGCUCCCUCUUGCAUUCAGAGAUGAGCUGGAAAUGCAAAUAUGAUGGAAAGCCUCCCCACAAGUGAGGCGGGAACCGGCAAAAUAGAAGCAGUUAAAGUCACUUUGAGUCUCGGUUUAGAACAGAGAAGCACCAAUCGAGUAGUUCAAAGGCUGGGAAAUAUUUCGCUUGUUGACUUAAUGCAUUAAAACUGAUAACUCCUCCUGUUCUCCGUCUGUAAAUGCAUCAAUCAGCAGCAGGCGAGGAGGUGCACAAUUUCCAGUUUCAGAUAAAUGUCACAGAUAGAUGUUUUUAUGCGAGAGCGCGGAUGAUCUUGUUAUUCCUUCAUUUUCUACUAAAUUGAAAACCGUUACAUUCCUCAAAGAACCUGGAGGACAUUUUCCUUCUUUUGUAUUUUGCUACAGUAGAAAAGAAUAAAAAAAAAAGAUCUUGUCUGGAAUCGGCCAAGGGAAGCCUGAUUAGUGCACGUCUUGUUUAGAAGUGUGCAGUUUUUUGUUUUUGUUGCUGAAUUAACCGGUCGAGCUAAUGUGGGGAGAAGAAAUGAUGAAGUAAGUUGAGCUGUGCAGAAUUUAAUUACAAAUAUCCUGAAGGCUCGGACGGUACUUUGUUUUUAAUUUUUAAUUUUUUUAGAAAUUUUCAAAGUGAUCUAGUCAAAUUAGCCAUUUUUCCAUGUCACACAUGAACGGUUGUGUUGCUGCUGCAUUUAAACAUGUGGAAUAACCUGCAACCUGUGUUUUUGCACCUGUGGGCCUCACACACCUCCGUGCAGCUCUCUGCUGCAAGCUUCACGUUCCCUUUUUUAGCAGCAAUUGUCUCAACAGCUCACCUGUGCACUCUGGUGCUUAAGCAUCAUUUACAUGAAGCAUCAAAGGACCUGAACACCCCAUCACAACCCCCCCAUCCCCACCUCCCCCACUAUAUCUACUGUACAGAUCCUCCUCUGAAGCUCGGCGUGGAGCUUCAGGUGACAAAGUAUGCGGCUGAACUCUCCGGGUUGUCAAUGGUGGGGCCGGGCGGGGAGGGAAGAGGGACGACUAGCGAUGGGGUUAAAGGAUAAUGCAGUGCCUCGCGUCGCUUUAAUGACGCUAAAGUGCUGGGCUAUUACGGGCACACGGACAGGACUGUAAUUGUCUCUGAAAGCAGCCAGGUUCUCCCGGCGCUGGGCUGAAAUCAAUCACUCAGACCCAGGUCUGCCUACCCGCCUGCCCGCCUGCUUGCCUGCCCGCCUGCCUGCCCCAUUUGGAGAAUUACAUCAUGGAACGGACCGAGGCAUCCGCAGGGAUAAAAGGCUUCUUCUGUUGCCUGGGAAAGAGUUUGAUUUUAUUUGCGGGGAUGUGCCGCCUCUCGCUCCGUCUCGCCCCGCUGAUACAGCUGCUGACAAAAUGAUCACUUUGAGUAAACAGCACACAGGUUUCAACUAUCCCACCCCCCCAAAAAAACAAACAAACAAACAAUAACAAAAAAAACACCCACACCCCACUGACCUCGGAGGUGAAAACAAGUUCCCUCUAUUUCCACCAACUUACAGUCAGAUAAAAAAAAAAAAAAAGGAAAGGAAAAGUAUCCGAGUUCACGGGUUUACCCCACUCGGGUUACAACAACAACAGCCUGCUGCCUGGGAUAGUUUAGCUUUUCAUCCCCCCCUAUUACACACAGUGUCACUGCUCUUUUUUUAUACAGUGGCACAGUGAUAACAAUGAAGUGAAUAAUACUCCUAUACAAUGGCUCUUACUAUUUCACAUGCAGUUUAUCCCCCUCCUUCUGGCGGCCUAUUGUGCUAAAACAACACCGGUCUCUCUCUCUCUCUCUUUUUUGUGCACACUGUGUGAAUGUGAAUAGCAUCACAGAGCUCCACUGCAGCCUGCUGUUUCAGUUUUGAUGUGGACACAAACAAGCCAAGUUGUUCCCUGCUAUGCUCGCUGUUUAAACACAUUUAAAGAGUGUAUUGUUUGCUGGAAUUCAGUUUUUGUGUGUGUGUGUGUGUGUGUGUGUGUGUGUAUUUCGGUUUGUUUAAGCUGCUUAAGUUUUACCUGAUUCAAAACUUAAAAAAAAAAUUAACCAAGUGCACCAAGUUAAAAUGAAUAAAUAAAUAAAUAAGUGUAAUAAGACUCCAGAAAACGUGCUGGUUCCGUUGGAGCUUGCUCUGAAGCGUCCUGCUGCUGCUGCACACUGCUGUUCAGUUGGCUGAAAUAAAAUUUUGCCUCUCACAAUUGAUUUGGCUCUUUUAAAGCCUUUCUGAACAUGGAAAACCAUUAUAAUAGUCAUAGCAGUAAUCUUUCUGCUGUGUCUUCAUCUCUGUAAAUAAUUGAAAUCUAAUUAUCAUUUAAGAAGCAAAACAUUUUCUGUCACAAAGAGAUGACAGGAUAGAGCAGGAGAGAGCAGAUAUUUCCUAACAUUGUGCUUUCUGCUCUCACGCCUGUUGCUGUGCACUGCUAGCCAGCUGGCUCAAACAAAUCCUCAACAUUUUACGUUUUUUAACAAAAAUAACAAAUUUAGCUUCUUGAAACAUUUUGGAUCAUAAAAAACAUGACCUGUAAUCGCAUUAAAAUGUGAGUUGACUGCUGGAUGGCUACAUGUGCAGACAGCACAAGUAAUAAACCAGCUGUUAUCAUUUGAUUAUUCUUGCUUUACUCUGUGGAGAGCAGCAAAAACAUCAAAUUUUCAAAGCACAGUUAAUCUUGAGUCUUCCCUCUUCGAAACCAUCUACACUGAGGAGUGUUGGUACGAACUCAACCUGUUAGCACUUGGCUGAGGUCAGUGAUUCAAUGGCUUUUCAGCCAGCAGUCCGACCUGCUCAAGCUGAGAACUGAUUCCAGCUGAUUUCUUUGUGCAUCUCUGUUGUUUUAUUUGCUUCCUCUUGUUAAGAACAGAACAGCAAAAACAUGUAAUAAUGUCCACAUUAAGCACCUGAGAAACUCUGAAAAAAGUUUCUAGCAGGUGUUCAUUCUUCAAUUUUUGCCUAAUUAUAUGUAUCAAAGUGAAGAUCGGGA